AUGGCCUCUUUAUACAGUGCUGUAUCCUCACGCCAAUUUCAGAGUGGAAGAGGUUUUCUUGAAAAACUCGAGCUGAAGCCGGGUGACAAAGUAAUAGACAUGGGCUGUGGUACAGGGGAACUGACAAAAUACAUCGCAGAGCAAGUGGGAGAUAUCGGCGAAGUGAUUGGUGUUGACCCAGACAGUGCAAGAAUUGAAUUCUCCAAAGAGAAUACAAAGCCCGUUUGCAACGUACGUUUUCAUGAAGGCGACAGCAAAUCUGGAUUUCCGUACCAGGAUGAAGCUCACUACGACCUUCAUUUCAGUAAUUAUGUUUAUCAUUGGCUGCGUGAUGAAGAGAAAGUGAACUACGUUAAUUUGGCUUCCCGAUGUCUCAAACCAGGAGGCCUGAUUGCCAUUCAGUGUCUCGCUGCAUCAGGCGAGGCCACAAUUGAUAGCAUGAGUAGGUCAGCAAAUGUCAGCGUAGUUGAUUCACAAGCUACGAGAGAGCUGCUGCAUGAUUGUGGGUUUACUGAUAUAAAUAUAAUGACAAUUCCGAAGACAUUUUACUUUAACUCUUUCGAGGAUUUUGGCGGGUUUUUUCUCGCGACAACGCACAAAAAAAUUGAAGAGCUUGGGGAUAAAUUAUGGCUGGAAGAAUUCAAGAUGAAAUCAAUCCAGAAAGACGGAAGAGCAAAGUUUGAAAUGAAAAUACUUCAAAUACAAGGCCGAAAAUAA
This is a messenger RNA of Dendronephthya gigantea, 717 nucleotides long. Its product is annotated as phosphoethanolamine N-methyltransferase 1-like. NCBI's taxonomy places the organism in Eukaryota, Metazoa, Cnidaria, Anthozoa, Malacalcyonacea, Nephtheidae. The transcript has a single exon. The record is from RefSeq and is a predicted model, not a curated record. The coding region runs from base 1 to 717 and encodes 238 amino acids.